CUCUGACAAGAGGAGGUUUGAAACUAGAGACCCGAGUUCGCCAUGCUGACUCACGCAACGCUGUGUUUUACUCUGCAAUGUGCUGGGAUUGAUCCGAAAUGGUGCCCGUUUCGUCUCGCUCUUCUUGCGAUCUAUGCAUUUUGUGCAGGGUUUGUUGUGUUUGGGUUGGUGUGCAAUUGUUUUUCUCUCUGUUUUAGUUGUUGAUGCAAUUGAAACGGCUCAAAUCCUAAACGAAAGGCUUGAAAAGUAGUAGUUCAGAAAUAAAGACACAGCAGACACUUUCUCCGUAAGCAGAGAGAGAGAGAGAGGGAGAGACGGAGAGUAAUUCAAUAGUCUUGUCUCCUUUUCUUCAGUGAGAACGGAUCAGCCUCACUCAAAGGAAGUUUCUGAGAUGGAAGCAGCUCACAUCAGCCCAGAGCUUCCUAUUCGAUGGGUUGUUUCUGCAGACAGGACUCUUGAGAUCAAGGAGGAAGUGACUGAGCUGGGGUGUGACCAGGCCAAUGAGCGGAUCCUGCAGGAGGAAACGCCACCUUCUAGUAUCACUGAGAGAGAUACGGAUUUGAAAUUGGUAUGUCUUGGUAGAAGACAUGGAUCAGAAAUAGCAUCUUCUUACAUUAAAGAGGAGGCCUCAGAAACGGAACAUGUCCACAUUAAAGAGGAGCUUCCUGAAGCUGCCCAUAUUAAACCAGAAGCAAUCAAGCCUGGUGCUUUAUUAAAUGAAGGAGAGACAUCUCAUGACUUGUAUACUAAUGGAGAGGAUGGGGCUGAGCUGGGUUCCAUUCAGAGGAAACAUCACAUCUCCCAGCUGGAGGCUAUCCAAACACAUCCUUCAUCACAACAUGGACCAAGGUCACCUUCACCCCGUGGGACAACCAUGUUAGGAAAAAAUCUCCAGCAAAUUCACACAGGAGAUAAACCACACAACUGUACUGAAUGUGGAAAGAGCUUCACUCAUUUAGGGAACUUCAAACAACACCAGCGGUCUCACACAGGAGAGAAACCGCACCACUGUAUAGAUUGUGGGAGAAGUUUCACUUAUUUAGGAACCUUUAGACGACACCAGUGUGUUCACACAGGAGAGAAACGGUUUCACUGUACUGAAUGUGGAAACAGCUUCACUCGAUUAGGAAGCCUUAAACAACACCAGCUAAUUCACACAGGAGAGAAACCACACCAGUGUAAUGAAUGUGGAAAGAGCUUUAUUCGAUCAGGAAGACUUAAACAACACCAGCUAAUUCACACAGGAGAGAAGCCACACCACUGUACAACUUGUGGAAAGAGCUUCAUUGAAUUAGGGAGUCUUAAAAAACACCAGCGACUUCACACAGGAGAGAAAACACACAACUGCAAUGAAUGUGAGAAGAGUUUCUCUCAAAUAGGCAACCUCAAAAAACACCAGCGAAUUCACAACUGGUGGAAUUCCUUAAAAAACACCAGAACAUUUACGCAAGACAGAAGCCCUGUCGCUGAAGAGAUGAACGUGCUCAAAUCAAGUGAAAGUUCAUGAAUGCAAUAUUGUAAAAUAUAGAUAUUGUGAUGAAAACAAAAGGUGUACCAUAUGCUUCAGUACAUAAGUAUAUUUCAAACCAGUAAAUUACAUACAAAAAUUGUACCUAAAAUAUUAAUAUCAGUAUAAACAUGGUAUACUUUGAUAGGUUAAAACAUAGUAUGGCUGUGUGAAAAAAAAAUGUCUCAAGUUACACACUUGAUUUCAGAGUUAGUAUUUUUAAGAGAGUUUUUAUAUUCUGUUCUGAUUUUACAAAUGAAAAUGCAAAUGAUGUUUAAAAUCACAAACACCUUGAAAUUAAUUAAAAUAUCUUCAGCUUGUGUGGUGUAUCUAUGAGAAAGCAGUCUAGCCAAUCCAUGUAAAUUGCAUGUCUCAACUAAAAUAUGUAAGUCAUUAUAUAUACUGUAUUUAGAACAUGCUAUUAAAACAUGGUGUGAUAUGAUUAG
Molecule: messenger RNA, 1953 nt
Organism: Acipenser ruthenus (sterlet)
Lineage: Eukaryota; Metazoa; Chordata; Actinopteri; Acipenseriformes; Acipenseridae
Product: zinc finger protein interacting with ribonucleoprotein K-like
Exons: 3
Coding region: 392-1507 (371 amino acids)
Cellular component (GO): nucleus
Source: RefSeq, a predicted model, not a curated record